Molecule: messenger RNA, 2189 nt
Organism: Eupeodes corollae
Lineage: Eukaryota; Metazoa; Arthropoda; Insecta; Diptera; Syrphidae
Gene: mRNA-cap
Product: mRNA-capping enzyme
Exons: 9
Coding region: 170-2011 (613 amino acids)
Biological process (GO): 7-methylguanosine mRNA capping; protein dephosphorylation
Molecular function (GO): mRNA guanylyltransferase activity; protein tyrosine/serine/threonine phosphatase activity; ATP binding
Source: RefSeq, a predicted model, not a curated record
GUCAAAAUUUUGUUCGACGUCGGUUCGUCCACAAUUUCCCCUUUGGAGGUUUUGUUUGGCGUUGAUCUCUUCUUUUUUUAUUUUUCGCUGGUUUUCAACUUAUCCUUACACACAUCAAAUCCCAGCUUAAAUAGCCAUAAAGGAAAACCAACCAAAAGCAAAGGUCAAGAUGUCCAACCACCACCAUGGCCCUGGUCCUCUUCCCAAUCGUUGGCUUCACUGUCCACGCAAAAGUGAGAAUAUUAUUGCUGAUAAAUUUAUAGCCUUUAAGACUCCGCUCAGCAAUAAAUUCAAAGAUCAAAUGCCCUUGGAUUGUAUGUUUCCACCAGAAAUGAUUUUUGGCUACGUAAAGGCAUUAAAAUUAAAAUUAGGAUUGUGGAUCGAUUUGACAAACACUAAACGUUUCUAUGAUCGUGAAGUAGUCGAAUCGAAGGGAGCUACUUAUGUGAAACUCCAAUGCAGGGGACAUGGCGAAACGCCAUCAAUGGAUCAAACUCGUUCCUUCAUUGAAAUUGUGGAUAAUUUUAUAAAUGAACGACCCUUUGAUUUAGUUGCUGUUCAUUGCACUCAUGGAUUUAACAGAACAGGCUUCCUUAUUGUUUCAUAUAUGGUUGAACGGCUAGAUUGUUCAGUUCAGGCAGCCUUAUCAGCUUUUGCAGAUGCCCGUCCGCCGGGAAUCUAUAAACAAGAUUAUAUUAAUGAGCUCUUCCGAAGAUAUGACGAUGAAAAAGAUGCACCCCAAGGACCGGUAUUGCCAGAUUGGUGUGUAGAAUUUGACGAUUCCGAUGGCAAUGGUCCACAAAAGAGACCAAUUGAAGAUGACGACGAUACGACAUCCAACACGGAGAAUGGCGGAAGUGAUAAACCUUCAAAUUCAAAGAAAAAAAGACGCAAAGAAAUGUUUAUAAAAGAUGCACAAUUUAUGAGUGGUGUGUGUGGUGUUGUUUUGGUAUCGGACGAACCACGUUUGGGUCAACUUCAGCGCAAAGUACAAGAUAUGUGCGGCUGGGAAAAUUCUGGAUUCCCUGGGGCACAACCUGUAUCGAUGGAUCGAACAAAUCUUAAUUUUCUCGCAGAAAAGCCAUAUAUGGUGUCCUGGAAGGCCGAUGGAACAAGAUACAUGAUGCUCAUCAACAAACAAAAUGAAGUUUACUUUUUCGAUAGGAAUCUCUCGUGUUUUCAAGUUGAUAAUGUUUCAUUCCCCCAACGAGAGAAUCUUAAGGAAUGGGUUUUCGAUACGUUAUUAGAUGGAGAAAUGGUAAUUGAUAAAGUCCAAGGUCAAAAUAUACCACGUUACUUGGUAUACGAUGUUAUCCAAUUCCAAGGAAAUUCGGUAGCCAAAAUGAAUUUCCGUGAUCGAUUGAAGUACAUUAAAAAUGGACUUAUAGAACCUAGACAUGAAGCUUUUUCAAAAGGAAUCAUCAAUAGACAAUUAGAAUCAUUUAGUGUUCGUAAUAAAGAGUUUUGGGAUAUAACUAAAGCUGCAUCACUUUUGGAUCCCAAAUUCACAAGAUGUCUGCCCCACGAACCUGAUGGUUUAAUUUUCCAGCCAGUUGAAGUGCCAUAUACAGCUGGUGUUUGUAAGGAUAUACUCAAGUGGAAACCUCUCAGUUUAAAUUCGGUAGAUUUUAAACUUAAAAUAGUCAAAGAAAGUAGACCUGGAAUGCUUAACACAAAAGUUGGAUUACUGUAUGCAGGCGGAAUGGAUAAUCAGAGUUACUCAGAAAUGAAAUACACCAAGGACUUAAAGGAUCUCAAUGGGAAGAUUAUAGAAUGCACAAUCGAAAAUGGCCAAUGGAAAUUUUUAAGGGAACGAACUGACAAAACUCAUCCAAACAGUUAUACGACAGCAAAUUCCGUUAUGAAAAGUAUCAGGAAUCCAGUCACAAAAGAAAUUCUUCUUAGUUUUAUUGAAGAACAUAGAUACCGUAAAGAUAAUGAAAGAAUGCCACCACCACCGCCAGCAGCACCAGCACCCGAUUUUCAACGAGGAUUGUACAAUCGUGUUUAAAAAGUUAGCUAAUUCAUUUUAGAUCAUUAAAUCAUUUACUUAAUAUUAAAACAAAGACAAGAAAAACAACAGACACAACACACAAAAACAAAAACCAAGCAAAUCAAACAUAAUUAUUAGAUGUUAUAAGAUUUUAUUGCAAAAUGAAAAUAAGAAACUAGACUUUGUCAUCUCAAAA